AUGACCAGUAGUCACUUCCUCAUUGCUGCCAUAGCAGUUUCCACCUGGGGUCGUCUCCGCCUCCAAAUUGGUCACCAACCCUCAAAUCCCACCAGCAUCCACAGCUACAUGCGUCAGCUCAUAGCCAUGGUCUCCUUCUUCCCUAUGACCCCUGCUUCCCUGGCCUCUGCGCCUGCACUACUUGGGUCCUCUCUACUGACACCAUGGGCUGCUGUGGUUGUGGUGGUUGUGGUGGCUGCGGUGGCUGCGGUGGUGGCUGUGGUGGUGGCUGUGGUGGCUGCGGUGGUGGCUGUGGUUGUGGUGGCUGCAGUGGUGGCUGCGGCGGUGGCUGCGGUGGUGGCUGUGGCGGCUGUGACAGCUGCACCACGUGCAGGUGCUACCGGGUGGGCUGCUGCUCCGGCUGCUGCCCCUGCUGCUCCGGCUGCUGUGGGGGCUGCUGCAGCACCCCCGUGGUCUGCUGCCACCGCCGCACCUGCCGCUGCCACUCGUGUGACUGCGGCUGCGGGAAGGGCUGCUGUCAGCAGAGAUGCUGCCAGCAGAAGUGCUGCUGCAGGAAGCAGUGCUGCCACUAGGGGGCCGGUCCAGCAUCAGGUAGAGUUGGCUGGAAUGGGUUUGUUGGUAAGACUUUCCUCCAACCCUCCUCACCCCUUUCCCUGACCUGGAAGUCACUGGGGUGGACUCAAGGUCUGCACCUGGAUGUCAUCCCCUCUUGCAUCAUAAAUUGUUAAUUUCAGAAGACCCUGCUAUGGACGUGAGCAACGAGAACUGUGAAAAGACAGCCCAGCUGCUGGAGGCAAUUCACACA
Molecule: messenger RNA, 805 nt
Organism: Vicugna pacos (alpaca)
Lineage: Eukaryota; Metazoa; Chordata; Mammalia; Artiodactyla; Camelidae
Source: RefSeq, a predicted model, not a curated record